UUAUUAAUUCGUUUUGUAAAUUAUUGAUUUAUUAUUAACAAGUGUCUCAAUAAGUAUGACAAAAAAUAAUUAUUAAAGUGUUUGUUGUUUGCCUUUAAAAGAUAAAUGGCUGAGAUUAAACCAAGACCUUAUCAAGUUGAACUCUGUCAACGAGCACUUGACAGUAAUUCAAUAGUUUAUUUACCAACUGGAGCUGGAAAAACAUUUAUUGCUGUAUUGAUGAUUAAAAAAUUAAACAAAGAUGCUCGUAAACUUAACAAUAAUGCAGGAAAAAAAACAAUAUUUAUUGUUAAUACAGUUCCAUUGGUCGUUCAACAGGCUAAUUACAUAAAUAAACAUUCUGGCUUAAAAUGUCAAGGUUACAGUAGUGAAAACACUAAAGAUACUUGGCAAGAAAAACAUUGGAUAAAACAAUUUCAAAUUAAUCAAGUACUAGUUUUCACAGCUCAAAUAUUUUUUGAUAUCCUUGCUCGUAGUUACAUCACACUGAGUCAAAUAAACCUGAUAAUAUUUGACGAGUGUCAUCAUGCAGUUAAAUCUCAUCCAAUGCGUGAAAUAAUGAAGUUAUUUGAGACAUGCCCAAAGCAUCAACAGCCAAAAGUAGUUGGUUUAACAGCAACCCUACUAAAUUCAAAUGUUGAAAAUGAAAAAAUAAAUUCAUUUGUUCAUGAUUUAGAAAUAACAUUUAAUGCAAAAGUAAUAACAGUUGACACGAGUAAUAUAAAUGUUAUCAAUGAAAAAAAUAUUACUGAAACAUAUGUUGAAUUUGAUAAUUUCUCCACCAAUGCAGUGAAUUUAAUUGACAAUGAUAUUAACAACAUGAUGGCAGUUGUUCGACGAGAAUUAAAUAGAAAAAAAAUAUCAUCAAGUCGUCAGUUUAGCUUAAAAUCAAGCAGAGUGUUUCAAGCAAAGCCAGGAAAUAAAAAAUUAAUAAAUCUCUUUGAAGAUAUUGAUGAUUGUAUUAAAAGCAUGGGACUAUUUGCUGGCCAUCAAGCAGUCAUUUCACAAAUGGCAAAUAUAUAUGCAAUGAAAAAAAAUUCAUGUGAUGAAUCAUACAAAAAAUUGCUACAAGUAUUGAUCAAUGAAUUGAGAAAACUUAACAAUAAAAUUACAUCAAUAAUAAAUAAAUUUAAAUUUAUAAAACCAGAUUAUGUUCUUGGUUCAUCUGGUGAUACAAUAAAAAAUUUCACUGGUUCUAAAAAUAUAUGUCGUCAAAAUAAAGAAGUAUUAAAUAAUUUUCGUAAUGGUGAAAUAAAUUGUCUAGUUGCAACUGAUGUUGUUGAUGAAGGUGUUGAUAUACCAAAUUGUUCAUUGAUUGUACGUUAUGAUGCACCACAAGAUUAUCGUUCGUAUAUUCAAAGUAAAGGACGUGCAAGACAUAAAUCAAGUCAGGUAACAUUUUUAGUUGAUAAAAAUGAUUCAAAAUUAUAUGAAACAUAUACACUGUGGAAAGAAAUUGAACAAUCAUUGAGUGAUGUUAGUGGUGAUCCAGAUGCACGUGCUGAUCCAUUGCCAGAGGAUAUUAUUAAAAAAUUAUAUGCAACUGAAGUUAAGCCAUAUAUUGCAACAAGUGUUGAAGGUAAAAAAUCAAUAUUAACUGAUGUGGCAUCAUUGUCAUUGGUUUCUAGAUAUUGCAAUACAUUGAUUAUUGAAUCAGAAGAUCAAUCAUGCUUGCCAACUUAUAAGCUACACCCUGUUAUUGUCGAUGGUAAAGAAUACUUUUAUGUGUCAUUAAAAUUACCAGAAUCAUCAAGGCUACAAGACACUAUCAAAGGUGACCUGAUGUCAUCAGUACUUUUGGCAAAACGUUCAGCAGCAAUGAAAGCAUGUAUUACUUUACAUAAAAUUGGCGAGUUGAAUGACACACUUUUACCUGUAAAACAAAAAGCUAUUAAUAAAAGCUAUGCAUGGAACCAUGAAAAUAAUAAUUCAAGUAAAGUGGUGAAUAUCAUAAACAACAUACAAGUUCAUUCAACAAUUUAUCCAGAAUCACUCUGGUCAGCUUAUCCAGUACCAUAUUGUAAUAAUUAUUUACAUAUUCUAGAGAUUGAAUCAAUCGACACAAAUCUAAAUGAUAAUUAUUUGAUAAAAAACAAAAUUGGAUAUGCAAUUUUAACAAAUAAAAAGUUUCCAGUUUUACCAUCGUUUCCAAUUGAUAUUAAAGACCAUGAAUUUAUGGUUAAUGUUAAAAUUUUUAUGAUGUUUGAUAAAGAACAUUUAGAAAAUAGUUUUUUAGUGGUUCCAGUUGAUAGUAGCUGGAAAAUUAAUUGGAAUAUUAUUGAUGAGUAUAAAUUAGGCGACAAGAAAUUUGAUAAUUUAAAUGGUUUAUCUUGUUCGAAAUUUUUUAAUGAUUAUAUUUUACUAUUGAGAAACAUGCAGCUGCCAAUAAUACUAGAACGUAUUAGUGAUAUUUUAAUUGCUGAUGAUUUGAGAAGAAAAAUAAUUUUAGAAACUGGUUUGGGUCAGCUUGAAGUUGCCAAAUGGCCACCAGUAAAAUUAUCAAGCUCAAUAAAUUAUUCAUCAGUUAUAAUCAAUGAAAAUGCUACAAAAUUAGAGAAACACAAUGCAAGAAAAAAUUCAGAUUCAAAUAAAUUUAAACAAAAUAUAUUUAAAUGCAUGAUAAAUUCAGAUUAUCAUGGGUUAAGAGGAAAACUAUCACUUUCCAAUAAAGACAUAAUAAUUGCAAAAUUAAAUAAAUCUGGUUACUCAGUUAGAGAAGAGCUAACACCACCAAUAUUAAAUGCAUUAAAUAUAAAAUUUGAUAAACGUAUUGGUCCAAGUCCAGUUGACAUUAUGUGUGCAUUAACAACAAUGCAAGCAAAUUCAUUAUUCAAUUUAGAACGUAUUGAAACACUUGGUGAUGCAUUUCUAAAAUACAUAACAACAAUUUAUUUAUUUGAAAAAUAUAACAAUGACAAUGAAGGUGUAUUAUCAAUUUAUAAAAGUAAAAUAGUUGGUAAUCAAAAAUUAUUAUUAUGUGGAGAAAAAAAAGGUAUACCAGGUAGAAUGAAAUUUUUUGUAAUAAAUACAAAUGAUAAUUUUGUAAUACCAUCAUUUUGUGUACCAAAAAAAUUAAAACAGCUAAUAUUUGAUAAUAAUAUUACAAUGAAUAUAUUAAAUGAAAUAAAAAUACCAAAAGAAGAACAAAUUUAUGGUAAAAUGACAUUAAAAACAGAAAAAUUACAUGUUAAUAAAAUAACAAAUGGUACUGUUAAAUUAAAUCCAUAUGAAAAAACUGGAUUAGAAAAUUUAAUGGGUAAAAAAAUUGCAAAAGACAAGUGUAUUGCUGAUUGUGUUGAAGCAUUAAUUGGUACAUAUUUGCAAACAAUGGGAUUAGAAGGUGCUAAAAAAUUGAUUCAAUGGUUUGAAAUAAUUGACCACAAUGAAAUUAUUGAAAAUAUUAUAUCAGGGAGGUCACCUAAUUCAAGAAUUAAUAAUGGUGAUCCAAUUGAUCAUUUGAAAUCAUUGAAUUUCAUUGAAAAUGUUGUUGGAUAUAAAUUUAAUGAUUGUGUUUAUUUGUUACAAGCAUUGACUCAUUCAUCAAGCACCAGUCAUAAUAUCACAAUGGAUUAUCAAAGACUCGAAUUUAUUGGUGAUGCUAUUAUUGAUUUUUUAAUAACACUUUAUAUUUUCGAUCAUUGUGAUGAUUUAAGUUCUGGUGAUAUGACUGAUCUUAGAUCAGCACUUGUCAAUAACAUAAUGUUUGCUUGUUUAACAGUUAAAUAUGGCUUACAUCUUGGAAUUUUACAUGAUUCAUCAAUUAUUCAAGAAGCCAUUGAUGAAUUUUAUAACUUUCAAGCUAAUAAAUCAUUUAACAUUGAUUAUAAUCUAUUGUCAAUCAAUUAUCAACAUGAUAAUAUACAUAUUGGUGAACAUAUCAAUGUUCCAAAAAUACUCAGUGAUAUAUUUGAAUCAAUAAUUGGCGCAAUUUAUCUUGAUUGUGGUAAAAAUUUAAAUAUUGUAUGGGAAAUAUUAUAUGGUUUAAUGAAAAAUGAAAUUUGUAAAUUUAAAAAAAAUAUACCAGUACCAUCAGUUAGAUUUAUCAAUGAAAAACCAUUGCUAAAUCCACAAUAUACUUAUUUAGAAAAAUUGGAUAAUGAUAUUUACAUGAUUAGACUUGAAAUGACAAUUGAUGAAGAACAAAUGUAUUUUAAUGGUUUUGGUGUUACUAAUGCAUUUGCUAAAAGUGCUGCUGCUAAAUUAGCCAUGGAUUAUAUUAUUAAAAAUAACAUCAACACAGCGAAACCUAUUAUUAUUCCUAAAAAUUUCGCAAUUGGUGCUGGGAUUUCAUCUUUUCAGACUGAAGGAGCUUGGAAUAUUGACGAUAAAGGUGAAAGUAAUUAUGACAGACUUUUAGCAAAUGAUACACAAAAUGGUAAGGUGGCAUGUGAUUUUUAUCACAAAUAUAAAGAAGAUAUUCAAAUUGCAAAAGACAUUGGUUUGAACCACUUUAAAAUGUCAUUGAGCUGGACACGAAUUUUGCCGACUGGAUCUAUCGACAAUAUUAGCCAAGCUGGAUUACACUUUUAUCAUGAUGUUAUUGAUGAAAUACGAGCAAAUGGAAUGGAACCGAUCGUAACAAUUUAUCAUUGGGAUCAUCCUGUUGUUUUCGAUGGCUUCAAGUCUUGGUUAGAUGAACGAAUGAUUAAUCAUUUUGCGGAUUAUGCGAGAGUCGUUUUUAAAAAUUUUGGUUCAAAAGUAAAAUUUUGGACAACAAUCAACGAGCCAAUGAUAUACUGCACAUAUAUUAUCAGUAACCCAGAUGACGAUAGAUUUAAAUGUGUAUAUACAAUGUUGAUGGCACAUGCCAGAGUUUACCACAUGUAUGAUAAAGAAUUUCGAGCUGUUCAAAGUGGUGAAAUUGGUAUUGUAGAUGCUUGCAUGGGUUACAUUCCUGUAGAUUCACAAAACCAAGAAUGUCAAUCAAUUGGAUUUGAUAGAGAUUGUGGAUUGGUGAAUACUUCAGAUUACUUGGGUCUCAACUACUAUACAGCAUAUUUAUGUCAAUUAAUACCAAAUCCUCUGCCAACAGCAAAUGGCUUUUUUAACAUUGAUGAAUUUUUAAAUGAAACAUGGGAGCAAGAAGAUGAUUCAUUUAUUUUCACUGUUCCAGAAGGAUUGAGGUUACUUUUGAAUAAAAUCAAAAAAGAGUACAAUAAUCCAUUGGUGUAUAUUUUGGAAAAUGGAUGUCCAAACAAUCAGGGGUUAAAUGAUGUUAGAAAAAUAAAUUAUUUGUAUUUACAUAUGAAAGAAGUAAUCUUGGCUCGAGAAGUUGAUGGAUGUAAAGUUGAAAAAUAUAUGGUUUGGAGUUUGCUGGAUAGUUAUGAAUGGCUUGGUGGAUAUAAACACAAGUUUGGAUUAGUCAAGGUAGACUUUAACAGCGUAAAUCUUACAAGAACACCACGACUUUCAGCAAAGUGGUUGAAGAAAGUCAUAAGAGAUCGUGAAUUAGUAGAAUAUCAUGAUGGAAUGGAGCUUUAA
Aphidius gifuensis is the source of this 5481-nucleotide messenger RNA. Its product is annotated as endoribonuclease Dicer-like. Gene Ontology annotation, biological process: carbohydrate metabolic process; apoptotic DNA fragmentation; siRNA processing. Lineage: Eukaryota; Metazoa; Arthropoda; Insecta; Hymenoptera; Braconidae. The transcript has 12 exons. The record is from RefSeq and is a predicted model, not a curated record. The coding region runs from base 106 to 5481 and encodes 1791 amino acids. Gene Ontology annotation, cellular component: nucleus; RISC complex; cytoplasm. Gene Ontology annotation, molecular function: RNA binding; ribonuclease III activity; ATP binding.